Messenger RNA from Penicillium hordei, 549 nucleotides. Its product is annotated as alpha/beta hydrolase. Gene Ontology annotation, molecular function: hydrolase activity. The record is from RefSeq and is a predicted model, not a curated record. The coding region runs from base 1 to 549 and encodes 182 amino acids. The transcript has 2 exons. NCBI's taxonomy places the organism in Eukaryota, Fungi, Ascomycota, Eurotiomycetes, Eurotiales, Aspergillaceae.
AUGCCGAUCACUAGUGAUAUCACCCUUGAGACCUCCAAGUUCCAACCAGAGAAUGUCACGGAGGCAACAAAGCAAGCCGCAGGUCUCCUGGAAAGCCUCACCAGCAAAGGGCCCCGAUGGUGGGAGGUAGGCAUCACAAAAUAUCGUGAAAUGCGUGAACUUGGUCAGACCCCACUGCCCAUGCCCGUCCACCUCCCGGGGGCUACUGAUAGCACUGUUCCUUCACGCGAGGCUGGUCGUGAGAUCCCUAUCCGUGUUUACAAGCCCGAUAAUGGCCAGCCUAGCAAAGGUGAUCUCCCGGCACUGGUUGCCGCCUCCUCGGUUGGAUCGUUGCCCCCGGCUCUCUUCCUUUGUGGGACUGAGGAUCCAUUGCUUGAUGAGACCAUCUUGACGAGUUCUAAAUGGAGCAUUGCCGGUGGGGAGGCAAUCGUCAAGAUCUACCCUGGUGCGACUCAUGGCUUCACUGCGUUUGCUGGUCUGCCAGUCGCUGAAGAGGCACGUGCGGUGAGCCUGGAGUUUAUGCAGGAGAAAUUGAGUAACUUGGUCUGA